AUGUCUGGAGGCCGUUUUACAUGGUGCAAUAAUAGGGAAGUUCCUACGUUUGAGAGGUUGGAUCGAUUUUUGGUUGAUCAGAGAUUAGUAAUAUUGUUUCCGAGGAUAAGCCAAUCAUUGCAACCAAGGUCAGUUUCCGAUCAUAAUAUUAUUCUGCUGGAGAACAAAGAAUGCAAUUGGGGGUUGAAAUCGUUUAGGUUGUUUAACUAUGUUAUGGAGGAGGAUGGUUUUACUGAGAUGAUGGAAAAGGAGUUGGAUAAAUUUUGUAGAGAGGAAAAGGGGAAGCCCAUGUCUAGGGUGCUAAAGCGGGUGAAGGAUGUGGUAAAGAGAUGGUCUGGGAGGGGUUAUUUAGAGCUGCCUGGGAAAAUUAAACUGCUGGAGAAAGGAAUUCAUGACAUGGAGUUGGAUAUGCAACAAGGUCUUCCCUCGGUGACAAUGAAAUCAAUAAUUGAAGCAAAGAAAGAAUUAUGGGAGCUUCAUAAGAAAGAAGAAUCGAUUUGGUUGCAAAAAUCGAGAUUGAAAUGGAGAAUUAAUUCAUUGGAGGCAGAGGAAUUAAAUCUGGAUUUUCUCAAGCUAUCAGAAGGUCAGAGUUUGGCUCUUGAGAAGCCAUUUUUGGAAGAGGAGGGGAAUGAGUGGGACUUGGAGGUGAAUCAUUCUUUCAUUUCCCUUAUUCCUAAGAAGGAUAACACGGAGGGGAUGGGAGAUUUUAGGCCAAUUAGCCUUGUGGGAGGGCUAUAUAAAAUUUUAUCAAAGGUCUUAGCUAGAAGGUUCAGUUUGUGCAUUAAUGAAAUAGAAGAAAGUGUUGAAGGGGUGGUUUUCAAGGUGGAUUUUAAGAGAGCAUAUGACUCAGUUGAUUGGUCGGUGUUGUUGAAAAUAAUGGGUAAAAUGGGGUUCGGAGAAAAAUGGCAUUCUUGGAUGUAUCAUUGUAUACCAACAGCUUCUAUUUCGGUUCUUGUGAAUGGGACUCCUACGGAGAUAAUUCAUAUGGAAAGAGUGGAUAUGGGGCUGUUUUCGGGUUUUGAGUUGGGAGUUCAAGAUCGUUCCUUCAAGCCAUCGCAUUUACAAUUUGCGGAUGACCUUAUUAUUGUUUCAAAAGCUUCAAUUCGAGAUUUGAAGAAUGUCACAAGGGUGCUUUUGAUAUAUGAGUUAUUGGUGGGAUUGAAGAUUAAUCUAGUCAAGAGCAGAAUUUUUGGCAUCAAUGUUGAGGAGGAUGUGCUAGCCGAUUGGUCUAAGGAAAUUGGUUAUGGUGUUGUAGAAAUUAAACUCGAUCAUGGCUGUUUUUUUAUAGGGGGUUCGACUGAUAAAAGAAACAUAUAUUGGGUGAACUGGGAAUUGGUCAGUAAGCCGAGAAGGUUAGAGGGUCUAGGGAUCCUGAACUUAGCUAUUUUGAACAGAGCAUUGUUGGGUAAAUGGGUAUGGAAGUUUGCCUCUGUAAAGGAUUCUUGGUGGAAGAGGGUGGUUUGUUGUGUGAACAACUUGGACCCGAGUUGCAAAAUGUUGGAGAAUACUUGGACGGCUCGUGCCUCUUGGAUUUGGAGAGGUGUAAUUAAUAACUUCUUUUCUAAUGAUGUGUUUGGGGAUUGUAUUAGGAAUAAUUUGCGGUUGAAAGCUGGUAACGGUCACUCUGUGGCUUUUUGGAAUGAUGUUUGGUUGGGAGAAGUCCCCCUUAAAGAUUUGUUCCCUAGGCUGUAUGCUCUGUCGAUUAAUAAAAUGGGUAAAGUGGUGGAGUUUAGGGCGAAUAAUGUUACAGGCUGGGUGUGGGAUAUUCAAAUGAGAAGGAAUCUGGUGGACUGCGAGAUUGAGCAAUGGUUACACCUGAUUUCUAUGUUGAAUAACAUCUCAUUGUCUCAUGAGGAGGAGGAUUGUUGGAUUUGGUUUGGGAAUAGAGAGGGUUGCUUCUCUACUAAUUAUUGUAUUAAGAGUUUCCUUGAUUCGGUCAAUAUUGAGGGGAAUCAGGAUUUUUGGGAUAGAAAUAUUUGGGUGGGGAUAGCACCUCCCCGGAUUGAAACCUUCUUAUGGCAAGUUGUUCAUCAGAGAGUGGCGGUUAAAGAGGAAUUGUUGAAGCGUGGAGUGGUCGGGAUUGAAGAUCCCUUAUAUGGUUUCUUAAAGAUCAAUGUUGAUGGAGCAAUGGUGAAGGGAUGGACUAAAGGUGGUAUAGGAGGUUUGAUUAGGGAUAUUAGUGGUGUGUUGAUUCAUUGGUUUUCUGAAAAUGUUAGGGGUGGUCCUCUGAUUUUGGCAGAACUUUUGGCGAUAAAGAGGGGGCUGAGCUUGCUUAAUGAUUCAAGUUUGGUUCUUAAUCAAAGGAUUAUUUUAGAAUCGGAUUCAAGUGUCGCGAUGAAGUGGAUCAAUAAUCUGGAAUUAAGCAACCCUAUAUUUCAAUCCUUAGUCAAGGAGAUCGUCUCUUUAAAGGAAGGGAAGGAUAUUUUGUUAAGGCUUAUCUUGAGGGCUGCCAACUGGGAAGCGGAUAGAUUAGCUAAAGAUGGUAUAGGUUGA
Molecule: messenger RNA, 2493 nt
Organism: Hibiscus syriacus
Lineage: Eukaryota; Viridiplantae; Streptophyta; Magnoliopsida; Malvales; Malvaceae
Exons: 7
Coding region: 1-2493 (830 amino acids)
Molecular function (GO): RNA-DNA hybrid ribonuclease activity; nucleic acid binding
Source: RefSeq, a predicted model, not a curated record